Apis laboriosa (Himalayan honeybee) is the source of this 1315-nucleotide messenger RNA. RefSeq lists its product as uncharacterized. The record is from RefSeq and is a predicted model, not a curated record. Gene Ontology annotation, cellular component: extrinsic component of mitochondrial inner membrane. Lineage: Eukaryota; Metazoa; Arthropoda; Insecta; Hymenoptera; Apidae. The transcript has a single exon. Bases 44 to 1315 code for a protein of 423 amino acids.
AAACUUUUAUAUAUUUUUAAAUUUUUUAAAAAUUGUAUAUAUAAUGGUACUUAAAUAUAACUAUUUUUUUUAUGCAAAUGUAUGUCAUAUUUGUAAAAGAUUUGGCAAAGAAAUCUCUUUAAAGAGAUGUGGUAAUUGUAGUAUGAUUUCUUAUUGUUCCAAAGAACAUCAAAAAAUACAUUGGUCACAGCAUAAAGAUUUAUGCAAUGCAAUAUGUAGUGUUUUAAAAGACAAUACAAUAUCAAUGACUUUAAAUAUUAAACAAAAUAUUGACUUAAAAACUUGGACUCAAAUGAAAAUGAAUUUUAUGUUACUUGUAGCAAUAAAGCUUAAUAGAAAAUUAGAAUACUAUGAAGAACAAAUGUUCAAAUUUCCUAGAUCCUGUAUUACAUGUCAUGAUCGAAAUAUAAAGAUUCUUGAAGAUUGUUCUAAUUGUCCAAAUAUCAGUUUUUGCAUAAAGCACAAGGAUAAUAUAAUACAUAAAAAAUUUUGUAAUCUUAUAAAGUUAUGUUUUAAUUUAGAUAUAAUCUCAAUAACAUAUAAUAAAAAAAUACCAAGAAUAAAAAUACCACAUCAUACAAAUCAUAUAAAUUUACCUCAAAACAUAAAAAAUUUUAUAGAUUGUUAUAUUGAACCACAAAAAGAUUUACAAAUAUCAAUGGUAGAAGAAAUGAUAAUUAAUACAGAAUAUCUUACACGACCUUUAACAUUCCUUUAUGCAAUACAAAAAUUACAAUAUUUUUUGAAAAAUAAUAAUAUCAUUAUUCAUAUUAUUGCAGCCAAUGUGAUAGAUAUCAAUGGUAUAGAACUUUGGGAAAUUCUCUUACAUUGGUUACCAUGCACAACAAUGGCAAAAAUUAUUUUAAUAGGACCUGAAUUAUCUAUAGGUUCUAUAUCAAUGAAUCUAUGUAAAAAUUGUCAAUAUAAUAACAAACAAUUAUCAAUUCAAAUAUAUGAUACACUUUAUGAGAGUUAUGCAAAUAGUGAUUCAUAUAUGAAACCAAAUUUUAUUAUUGGAUAUAAUGCAGGAAUACAUGAAUAUAUAGAUUUUAAAUCUGAAAAUUAUACAUGGAGGCAAUCUUUGAAAAUUAUAGCUGAACAAAAUUGUCCAUUGAUUCUAACAUCUUAUACUUUAACAGAAGCAGAAAAAGAACAAAUCAGACUUAAUGAAGUUUUAAAUAAUUAUAUAAAGUGUACAUAUUUUGAACAAAAUCCAUUUUCUAGUUUAAGACCAUAUAGAGAUUUUGAAACUGAAGGAAUAUAUUACCAAAAUCAAUAUAUAAUUAUUUAUAAAAAUUUAAAUAUUUUGCAAUAA